AUGCAGUUCGCUCGCUUCGCCAUCUUCACCGCACUCGUUGCCAGCGCCGUCAUGGCCGCACCCUCUCCCCAAGUCGGCGGUGAGGUUACGCCAGACACCAACACUGCUGCCAGCUCUACCGGCUCUUGCUCCGUCGGCACUGCUCAAUGCUGCGGCACCACCAAGUCUGGCGAUGACGCCAAGGACCUCGGAGCUCUGCUCGGCUUCACCGACCUGGUCGGAACUCUUGGUCUGUCUUGCCAAAAGAUCCCCAUCAACAUCAUUGGCGCUGCUGCCAACGUUGACAACCAGUGCAAGCAGACCGUGAGUGACACUUGGGGAGCGAUCGAGCCGAGCCUCUUUUUUUCCUUCCAGAAUGACACCUGACGCUCACACCCUUCUCUACCCUCUUUUCUCAUAGCCCGUCUGCUGCACUGGCGAGCGUCACAACGGCCUCGUCCAGGUCGGCUGCACUCCUCUCCCCAUCAACUAA
Molecule: messenger RNA, 472 nt
Organism: Ceraceosorus bombacis
Lineage: Eukaryota; Fungi; Basidiomycota; Exobasidiomycetes; Ceraceosorales; Ceraceosoraceae
Source: the annotation of a GenBank genome assembly